Molecule: messenger RNA, 1836 nt
Organism: Trichophyton benhamiae CBS 112371
Lineage: Eukaryota; Fungi; Ascomycota; Eurotiomycetes; Onygenales; Arthrodermataceae
Exons: 9
Coding region: 1-1836 (611 amino acids)
Cellular component (GO): FACT complex; nucleus
Molecular function (GO): histone binding; DNA binding; nucleosome binding
Source: RefSeq, a predicted model, not a curated record
AUGUCCAUACAAAGCUUUCGUGAAGCCGAAAACGCGACAGAAAAAAAGAAGAAGAAGAAGAAGAAAAAGCGAAGAGAAAAAAAGGACGAAAGACAGAGAGAAAGAGAAGCCGGAAGAGCGAAGAAGACCCCUGCAGGAGAGACGGCAGCUUCGAGUCCAGCAAAAGACGUGGUGAUUGAGUGGCUGUCCGGGAAAUGCAAGCUCGCGGAGAGCGGCAUGGGCUGGAAGCCAUCCGGCGGCGGCGACACCUUCACCCUCGACAAGAGCAAUAUCGGUGCUGCUGAAUGGAGCAGAGCGGCGAAAGGGUACGAGCUGAAGAUAGUCUCACGUACCUGUGGUGUUAUCCAGCUCGAUGGGUUCGAACAGGACGAGGCGGCGCCACAGGACUUCGACAGAGCCAGUAAAGCGUUCAAGAUAUGGUACGGUGUCAACCUCACAAACAGAGAACAUGCCCUGCGAGGCUGGAACUGGGGCAAGGCCGAGUUCGGUAAAGCAGAGCUCAGCUUCAACGUCCAGAACCGUCCUGCAUUCGAAGUCCCUUACUCGGAAAUAUCAAACACAAACCUCGCGGGCAGGAAUGAAGUCGCCGUUGAAUUCUUCCUGCCCACCGAUGAUGCAUCUACUGCCAAGGAACAGCCUGCGGGUAGCACCAAGAACAGAGGACGGAAGGCCGGCUUGGGCAGAGACGAGCUUGUCGAGAUGAGAUUCUACAUCCCGGGAACAGUCCCCAAGAAGGAAGAAGGCGACGAACAAGGUGAAGGCGAAGAAAACAAGAGUGCCGACGGCGAAGAGGAGGUUGAAGAGCAGAAUGCUGCCAAUUUGUUCUACGAGACGCUCAUGGACAAGGCAGAGAUUGGUGAUGUUGCCGGCGACACUUUUGCUACCUUCCUCGAUGUCCUGCAUCUUACUCCCAGAGGUCGGUUCGACAUGGACAUGUACGAAAGCUCAUUCCGACUCAGGGGUAAGACGUACGACUACAAGAUCCAAUAUCAAUCUAUCAAGAAGUUCUUCCUCCUUCCAAAGAACGAUGACACCCACACACUUAUUACUCUCGGUUUGGACCCGCCUCUCCGACAGGGCCAGACAAGAUACCCGUUCCUGGUCAUGCAGUUGAAGCUAGACGAUGAAAUCAGCAUUGAUUUAAAUAUGACCGAUGAGCUCCUUCAAACCCGAUACAAGGAUAAGCUUGAAGCUCACUAUGAGGAGCCCAUUCAUCAAGUCGUCACAAAGGUCUUCCGAGGACUCUCAGGAAAGAAGGUCAUCAUGCCAUCUAGAGACUUUGCCAGCGGUGUGAAAUGUUCAACCAAGGCCAACGAGGGUCUUCUAUUCUGUCUUGAUAAGAGCUUCAUGUUCGUCCCCAAGCCAGCCACAUACAUUCAAAUAGAAAACAUAUCAGUCAUCACCAUGUCCCGAGUCGGUGGUACAGUCUCAGCCAGCCGAACUUUUGACAUCACCAUGACUCUCAAGGGAGGACAGGGCGAGCAUCAAUUUAGCAAUAUCAAUCGUGAGGAACAGCAGCCACUAGAAGACUUCUUCAAGGCCAAGAACAUCCGGUUCAAGAACGAGAUGGUUGAAGAGGCAUCCACUCUCAUUGCUACUGCCCUCGAGAACGACCAGAUGAUGGACUCGAGUGAUGACGACGCCGGUGUCCAGGAGGACCGUGGCUCUGCAGCUGAAGACUCAGAGUCUCCCGACGAAGACUUCGUCGGAGACUCUGACUCCGAAGUGGCUGAAGAAUUCGACUCUGAACACGCGAGCAGCAGUGGGGAUAGCGACGCUGAAAUGGAUGAUGUUGAAGAAGAGCGGCCGAAAAAGAAGACCAAAGUUCAGAAAUAA